Molecule: messenger RNA, 1125 nt
Organism: Aspergillus wentii DTO 134E9
Lineage: Eukaryota; Fungi; Ascomycota; Eurotiomycetes; Eurotiales; Aspergillaceae
Exons: 1
Coding region: 207-1040 (277 amino acids)
Source: RefSeq, a predicted model, not a curated record
UUCACCGGCAGCUAUAAGGUCUGGAUAUUCCCACAGGAUACCACCAAGCCAAAAAGACAAUUGACUGUCUGUAUACAUUCUCUCCUGGAACCUGAUGUGUCUCGGCUUGUAUAGUGCUGACAAGUAAUCCACAGAGCAAAUACGGUCUCUUCUGCCGAGAAGACUUCUAUCGAUUGAUCAAGCUGGAUACGGACCAAAAGGAGUUCAUGUUGAUCCGCUUUCCAUGGUCGAGAGCGCGCCAGCUGUCGUUUAAUUGCUACUCGUUAGAGAGUCGUUUUUACGGACUGUCACACAUCCGAGAAGAUCUCAAGACCCUGUUUGAUACUCUCUGGCAUGGCCCUAAUGAGAUGACCAGUGGUUCAAACAUCUCCUACCUCAGAUGCAUCCAGAAACCGUUUUUGGCCAAAAAAGAGAAAUACACAAUUCGUGAAAUCGAUGACUGUCUGGUCCAAGUCCAUGUUCCGUUCGUGCCAUGGGAAGACUUUGAAGCCUCAUCAUCUUACCAAGCUGGCCUGACAUUCCUGGAUUACAUGGCCAGUUUGAGAAACGGUAUCGGUCCUAGGCAGCACGACAUGGACAGACUGGCUUUGUUAUGCAGAGACUUCAGGCAGGGUGAAAGCCCAAAAUUGGACGUUUCGGACACAUUGCACCAAGCAGAAGUUCGGGCUGGUUUCUUGGGCUGCAUUCCGUCCGGAAAGGCACUGGUCGGCGCAACUGAGCUUCUUGGAUGCAACAAUCUGGUCUCUUCCAGAUGGCGCGAUUGGCAGAAUUUUCCACUUGCAUCACCCCCAGAAUCACACAUCGCCUUUGGGUCCGGACAGAUCAUACCGUGUCUAGGAUAUAUAACGGCCAAUUGGGCAUUUGAAGAAGCCGUUGAGCACCAGUGGCAUAUCCAACUCUUAGUAGUUGACGCCGUGUUCGUUGAUGACAUGGGCAAUCCGUGCAAUUUUAUACUGUCCAACGCAUCCCUGUCGCUAGCCAAGAGCCAAGUUCGUAAGUUGACUCUGCGGGGAAUAUAUCUUGCUUUACAGAAUUCCUAAUGCUUCCUUGCUCAGUGACAAGCCCCAAGUUGCGGUUUUUCAGCGCAGCCGUCAGUCCAUAUCUCUUUCGAUACGCCCCGUUCCA